AUGAUGUGGCCUUCAUCCCAAGCUAGUAAAAUAUUGACAUUGCUACUUUUUAUAGUCGUCAUAUAUUGUUUAUAUAUGGACACGUUUCUAUUUCUAAGGAUACAGAAUUACAAAUUGGAUAUAUUCGAUCAAUAUGAUAAUUCAACUCAGGAGACUUCUACUCGUACGUCGAAGAGUCAGAUGAAUUACGAAGAUGUGGUCUGGAUUCCUUGCAGCGUCAAUCCAUUAUGCCAUCCUACUGUUAAAUCUUUGAUGGUAGAUCAUGUUAAUCACUACAUAUAUGGACCUCUGUGCUCGUUAGUCGAUAUAGGCUUGGGUAUAUCAGAAAGACUUUUAUUUAUAACGCCCAAUAUGAUAUCCGUAUUCCACGUUUUCAUAGCAUGUGUCGGAGCUAAGCUUUUGACCUGUCAGAGUCUAGUCGCUAGAAGGAUUGCGGUAGUAUUAUUCCAGUUGAGAAUGUUUCUGGAUGAUUUAGAUGGUCAUGUAGCGAGAGAGAGGAAACAUAUUAAAGGGGAAAGAUCUGAGGUUGGAACUCUUGGUUACUGGGUUGAUGGUCUAUGUGAUCUUCUAGGCGUUGUGGCUAUGAUGUUGGGGAUUUUGGUUUAUUUGAAGAAUAAUCCCCCACGUCGCGGUUACAAAGGCACGCCAGUGAGCACGCUGCCGUAUCAUCAGUUGAAAGAAAUAAAUUCUAAUGAAGAUAUUGAGAAAGAGAAUGUUGAAAUUGGUAUAUCAUAUAAAACGAAAGUCACCUUCCAAAGGAUAGCUCAGAUAAUUGGCUUAUUCUCUGGCCAGAUGUUGUUAUCUUCGCUAGCUUGGAAUAGAUAUAUAGAUUUAUACCAGGAUAUAUUAGAAAAUUCAACAGAAUACGAUGUAUCGAGACGCGAGAGUACUUUUCGUUCUGGUGUUUUCUUCUCAGCUACAUCUCUAUGGAGGAUAGUGAAUCCUCAUAGCUAUUUACAUCUCCUGUCUCUGUCCGUGUUUUGCGAUAAAACCUGGCCAUUUUUAAAAGCCGUCCAUUACGCGGGAUACGGCUGUUUGGUCAUAACAGUUGCCAUAUCGGAAUAUUUGGUACAAAAUAUAAGAACUGCAGUCAUAAACGGUAAUGACGUGUGA
This is a messenger RNA of Danaus chrysippus (African queen), 1113 nucleotides long. NCBI's taxonomy places the organism in Eukaryota, Metazoa, Arthropoda, Insecta, Lepidoptera, Nymphalidae. The record is from the annotation of a GenBank genome assembly.